GGGAAGAGUGGAGAAGCCGUGUGCACUGCUGCAGCUGCAUGGACCACAUUCACCAAUGUCCGUGAUUCUUCUGUUUGAGUGAAUCAGCAGAACUGCACUCCUGUUCUGGACGAAGAGACUUCUCCUUGCCCAGUGGAGAAAUACUCUUGAUUCCUGCACCCCAUAUUCAAAUCUGCUGAGAUCAACAAAAAAGAAAUGAUAAAAUUUUUUCUUAUGGUAAACAAACAAGGGCAAACAAGGCUCUCUAGGUAUUAUGAGCAUGUAGAAAUUAAUAAACGCACAAUGCUGGAAGCUGAAGUAAUCAAAAACUGUCUUUCCCGUUCAAAGGAUCAGCUGCUACGUCUGACUCGUUUUGCUUCUGCCCAGUGCUCCUUCAUUGAGUACAAGGACUUCAAGCUGGUUUACCGGCAGUACGCAGCCCUCUUCAUAGUCGUUGGAAUCAACGAGACAGAGAAUGAGAUGGCAGUAUAUGAACUAAUUCAUAAUUUUGUGGAAGUUUUGGACAAAUACUUCAGCCGAGUGAGUGAAUUAGAUAUCAUGUUCAAUUUGGACAGAGUGCACAUCAUUUUGGACGAAAUGGUGCUAAAUGGUUGCAUCGUGGAAACAAACAGGACCAGAAUUCUUGCCCCUCUGCACGUGCUUGACAAAGUGGCAGAAAGCUAAGGCAGAUGCAAGACGGCUGCAGCAGCAUCUCACAAAAGGUGAUGAAAUGGUCGGGCAUGUGGUGCCAGCAGUUCCCUGAGGUCAGCAGACCCACUCCUGCAACAUCCCAAUAUUGGAGAAGAGUUCCUGUUUCUCCUACACGCUCCCUACUGAAUGGAAGGACACAGCUGAAUGUAAAGUGGAAUAUUCACAGUUUCAGAUGCAGCUUUAUUGAUGCAGCAGAAAUCUUUCUAGAACAGUCAACGUUUUUAAAAAUUGACUGGGAAUAAAGUAAUGGAAACUUACAGGUGACCACCUAGGUGUCACCUUGGAUUACACAGCAUUGUGCCACGGCUAUGAGAAGACAAAAGGUAUCAAAAUAUAAAUUCAAACUGUUUCAGUACUUAAGCAUCAAUUUGUCUUUUUUUUUAUUUUCAUCCAAAUGUACUCUAAAUUAAAAGUUCUGUAACUUUUAUGACCACUUUUAAACUAAUUUCAGCCUGCAUCAAAAAGCUGGUUUCACUCUCUUUUUGUGUAAGUCAUGGUUACAGAAGAAAUGCAAAUAACUUAAGUACAGAUGUAGUUAGGAUUCCUGCAUACUGUUUAAGUUGUAACUGGAAGUAUUUGACACUUAAAUAUUAUAACAUUAAUAAAAGAUAACUAAAAUAAAAAGUUUGAUCAUCUUA
Molecule: messenger RNA, 1328 nt
Organism: Calidris pugnax (ruff)
Lineage: Eukaryota; Metazoa; Chordata; Aves; Charadriiformes; Scolopacidae
Gene: AP4S1
Product: adaptor-related protein complex 4, sigma 1 subunit
Exons: 6
Coding region: 196-663 (155 amino acids)
Biological process (GO): vesicle-mediated transport; protein transport
Cellular component (GO): intracellular membrane-bounded organelle
Source: RefSeq, a predicted model, not a curated record